Serendipita indica DSM 11827 is the source of this 1197-nucleotide messenger RNA. Lineage: Eukaryota; Fungi; Basidiomycota; Agaricomycetes; Sebacinales; Serendipitaceae. The record is from the annotation of a GenBank genome assembly.
AUGCUCUUCUCUCGAUCUAAAUCAUUGUUUGCCGAUGCAUUCGACGCGUUCCAUACUGGCUUUUUCAUUGUGGUCCUGGUCCGCGCCCGCACCCGCACCCCGCGCCCGUCAUACCUCCCCGUUCUCGAUUGCAAUAGUCUCAUGCUUCGCUCGAUUGCGAUUUGGCAGCGGAACCGUUGGGUCUCGGCAUUCUUCAUUCUCAUUGGUUUGGGACUUUGGGGCAUCCAGAUGCACGGUGUCACGACCGUCCGCGCGCACUGGGAACCGGUGCUCAAUGCCUGCUCCGUCGACGCCGUCACCGGUGUCUAUCUCUCGCUCGUCUACCUCUACACAAUGUUCACCGACCUUACCGUGCUCAUCGUCACUCUCGCCGGUCUUUCAUGGUCACCUGGUCGUUCGGGUUUGUGGAGGAUGCUCUGGGAUCAAGGAAUCAUGUUUUUCAUGAUUGCGUUUAUUGCCAACCUUAUCCCAGCCGUCAUGCUUCUCGUCAAUCUCAACCCGGUCAUCAACAUUAUGUUCUCCAUUCCAGCUAUUGCAGCGACAGCAACGUGUGCAUGCCGUUGUUUCGUCGGUUUGAGCGAGUAUGCCCGUCGAGGAGACGACAUGUCCGCCGCUCUUGGGACCAAUGCACACUCUAAUGGCUGGUCACACCGCAUCCAGGGUCCCUCAAAGCUCGGCAGCACGGUCCAAUUCCGACGUGAGCGACACCAAGACGGCGCAGAAGACAGCCCCGUGAACCGCUUCCAUGGAGGUGGUAGCGCGUUUGGCGGACCGUUUGAGCCCAAACAGACGGAUACAAUUGACGUGAUCUUGCGCUCGCUCUCCUUUUCCGGACCACCGGGCCAACGCUACGUCGACAGGCGCUACGACAAUGCAGAUGAUGAUGGAUAUGCGGGGAUAGACGAGGUUGCGACGCCAGUCAAGUAUGAACGCGGAUCAGACGACACACUCUCGUUUUCCCCACUUGAUACGAGCGCCGCUGCCCUUCGCCACAGUCGGAGCGCGCAGCCUAUUGGUGGUGCGACUGGUGCUGUUGCCCCGCAACCGCCUAUGAUGGCCGUACGGCGUGGGUCAGUACCGAUCAUUGCUUCACCUUCACCGGCGCCCAUCCAAGAGUCUAGACGGCCGUCUGCAGCGACGACAGAUAUACAGCACGCGAGGAUGCGCUCGCAACGACGAGCAGAUGACAACGUAUAG